Messenger RNA from Pongo pygmaeus (Bornean orangutan), 5748 nucleotides. It is a transcript of the gene OSGIN1, whose product is annotated as oxidative stress induced growth inhibitor 1. The transcript is spliced from 7 exons. Gene Ontology annotation, biological process: negative regulation of cell growth. The record is from RefSeq and is a predicted model, not a curated record. Gene Ontology annotation, molecular function: growth factor activity. Bases 3989 to 5422 code for a protein of 477 amino acids. Lineage: Eukaryota; Metazoa; Chordata; Mammalia; Primates; Hominidae.
CAUUAAGUAGAAGCUAAAAGUAAAAAGUAAUAUAAAAACAAAACAGCAUUAAACUUCAGUUAGAUACAGUUGCUUUCUCUCUUCAAAAAAAUCGGGGGGGGAGGAUUAAUAAAUGUUAAGGUUUUUUAAACAUAUAUUAAGUACCAAACAGACUUUCUCUUUGAGGACUCAGAAAGUCCUCAAAAGACUCGUGAAGGAGCAAGAAUUGGAAAAGGAUUAAAUGAGAUUAUUGCUUCGUCCGAGAGCCAACAGAUUAUCACACAUCUCACACCCUGGGCAAUCCUUUGAAGAAUUUUGUCUCUAGCCAUACAAAGUGCACUAUGCCCUGGGUUUAUCUAAGUCCUGUGCUGUUGCCCAGGCUGAGUGCAAUGGGGCCAUCUUGGCUCACUUCAACCUCCGCCUCCCAGGUUCAAGCAAUUCUCCUGCCCCAGCCUCCCGAGUAGCUGGGACUACAGGCACACGCCACCAUGCCUGGCUAAUUUUUUGUGUGUCUUUAAUAGAGCCAGGGUUUCAUCACGUUGGCCAGGCUGGUCUCGAACUCCUGACCUCAAGUGAUCCGCCCAUCUUGGCCUCCCAAAAUGCUGGGAUUACAGGUGUGAGCCACCAGGCCCGACCCUUAGAUGUGUUCUCAAAAACCCAGUGAUAAGCAUUGGGACCAGGAGGAGAAGCUACAUGCAGGUAGAAGCCAGACCUUGGCAUCCUGGGAGGAGGAGCUUCCCUAUGUGACCAGGAGUUGGGGGACCCCAGCAGAACCUGGCCUCUGCUUGGCACAGUGGCGUUGGGGACCAGCCAAAUCCUGCAGGCCUUGCAGAGCUCCAAAAUACUUUACUUAUUAAGCUUUCACUUAAAAUCUCAUUUGUAACUGCACUGGAAGUGGCCAGUUCACAAAUGUGAUGCAUCAGAGAUUAGCACGUUGGAACCACCAACCUGUCACCUUGUGGUGUGAGGUCAUCUCGACUUCGUAAGCCCUCAGCAUACCCAGGCUUCUCCCAAAACCUGUGAGUUGGAGCACACACAGAGAGAACAGUCUGAAACUCUUAUAAUUUGCAGCUUUUUAUCUGUAUGAAUCAGAGUUCCUGUCCAUUCCUGUGCAAGCACAGACACAGGCUGGCUUAGAAACCAGCAGCGGACAUAAACCUCUGCUACCCAAGUGUUGCAAUCCUCAAAGCAGCCUUGUGGUUGAAAGUGGAGAUUUUUACCCAUGACCUCAGGAUCAUGAAGGCAGCACCCUAUGGUAAAGCAGUAGAUUGCCAAAGCUCUUCUGAAAGGAAUGUGGGGCUUUCAAUAAUCGGCACUGGCCUUGAACCCAGGUAGGAGGGCACCUGCCAUGGACCCCACGCUUGAGAGGCCCUUACGUGUCACAGACCCACACGCAGGACGGGCUCCUAUGUCCCUGGGAUACAGCACUCAGUGCCGGCCCGGACUUAGCCUCCACUCUCGCACAACGACCACCCAAGCCUCGAAGAAACGCUGUCUGCGUCUCCCGCUUGACAACCUUGAAACAAAAGCCCACUUCGUCUAAAUGCUGUCAAGGCAGGUAGGUUGUGUGUCACCAACAGAGACAGACAUUGCACUGGAGUAGAGGCAGGGUCUGAGAGGUGGAAGAGCUGAAGUGAGACAAGAGGUGCAGUCAUUGAAUUGUCUGGUCCUUCCUCUCUGAUAGCAGGAGUCCAAGAGCCUCUUGCCUGACAAAGUCCAGCUUGCCAUGGAGCAGGUGUAAUUUAUGAAUCUCACUCGACUGCAUUCAGGUACUCAUCCAGACGGUGCCGGCCCAUCCAUACGAUGCACAGUCAUCUCUGACAUCUUGCUGACCCGUAGGCACAUAAAAACAUAGCUGUACCCAGUUUUUUUACAACUGUAUUGUUAGACAGGACAGAGGCUAGAAAAUAUUUUAUUAGAACCCAAAGAUGGGUCCUGAGCCUGGCAUCGUCAUUUAUGAGCUGUGUGGCCAUUACUAAAUUUGCAGUAAGUAAAUGUGUCCAUUUUGGCUGGGCGUGGUGGCUCAUGCCUUAAUCCCAGCACUUUGGGAGGCCAAAGCAGAAGGAUCACUUGAGUCCAGGAGCUGGAGACCAGCCUGGGCAACAUAAUGAGACCCCCAUCUCUACAAAAAAUAAAAAUAAUAUUAGCUAGAUGUGGCAGUGAGCACCUGUAGUCCCAGCUACUUGGGAGGCUGAAGUGGGAGGAUUGCUUGGGUCCAGGUGGUCGAGGCUGCUAUGAUCAUGCCACUACACUCCAGCCUGGGUGACAGAGUGAGACCCUGUCUCAAAAAAAUAAGUAAAUGUAUCCAUUUUAAUGUAUAAAAACAAUGUAAACCAGUAAAAUUAAUUUUUUAUGUAAAAUUUUUCAUAUUGGCCUUCAAGUGACGUGUUUGUUAUUAAAAUGCUUCUGUGGUCGUUUGGUAAACAGAGUUUGAAACUUGAGCAAGACGACUAGCAGGCCCUGCCGAACUGCACUGCUGAUGCUGCAGGCUGAGCCGCCUCCUCCCUGGCCGUCAUGUUCAUUCUCAGGUCGGCUCUCGGUGGCUGCUUGCAGUGGUGACAAUGCUGCUGGGCUGGGUGCUGCUGGCUCCAGGCACCUCUUGGAAUGAGUUGUGAUUUUUGUGUCUCCUUUUGCAGCUCUGACCAGAAAGCCCACAUCAACACAGGACACUUGCUCUUUCUGAUCUGCAAAGGCCGCCUCUCAGAGAGGCCCAGGUGCCCACAGGCCUGGCCUCUGGGGCUGUUCCCACAGCUGGCAUGGACGACCCUCUGAACAUUUCUGAUGUCAUCCGUGCUGUCCUUAAGCAGCAGCGCUAUUCACCCUGGGAUCUGGGGCAAAGUGCUGGUGUCCACGUGAGGAGGGGGUAGGAGGUGUCCCUGGGGAUGGGGAAGCAGUGCUGGGUGGAGAUGGCUGCCGAGAGGAAGCGGUGGAGAGACGGGUGUGCAUUUCUCCUCCCUCGCAGCGGCUGCCCAUGCAAGGGCAGCUCUUAGGAGAAUAACCACGGGCAGACAAUGAAAUGUGGGCAGAAAUGUGGUGAGGGGGUCUCAGCCCUCAAGGAGGGUCUCGCCCAGAGCUCCCCACAAGGCCAGCAGCCUCCUGAGCCUCAUUCCACUGGCAGAAGGCUCCGAGCUGACAAGCCCUGGCCCGAUUCUAAGUGUGUCGAGUGGUGGAGGAAUGUCAGUCCAGCAGGGGAGUUCCGCGGAGAAUUUCCUCCCUUAUGGGAAGUGGGAUGGAGGCAGGACAAGUAGAAACCUCUAUCCCCACAGCCAGCAGGGCCGCCCCCUGGGAGGAGGCACUAGGAGGGCACCGAGGUUGGUAGAAACCUCCAUCCCCAGGGCUCCCACACCCUCACAGCCAGCAGGGCUGCCUGGGAGGAGGCACCAGGUGGGCACCGAGAUUGGUCUGGGUUUGAGCCCUGUGCCAGCACCUGCGCGCGUGUGACCGUGGGAAAGGCACGUCCUUCAGCAGUUGUUUACUGAGCACCUACUGUGUGCAGGGCCCUGUGUACCCAUCAGCACAGCAACCCCACCUGCCCCUUGGGCACACCUUGGCAAGAUGUGCCCCUUUUCCAGGUGCUACCACCGAGGCUGCAGAUGCUCCGGAGGAGCUGCGGCAGAGGACGGGAGCGGGGCCAGCUGGGCCCUCAGGCAGAGCCACCCUGAGGCUGCCCACCACUAACCAGGCACCCCAGCAAGCCCAGGGCAGGACUUUGUGAUGCGACAAAUGGCCCAGCCUGGCCUCUUGUCCCCCAGCUCCCCUGUUACCACGUCAGGGGGUGUCACCUGGGGGAGGGCCAGCCCCACUGUGUCCACUCCUCCCUGGCCAACUGGUCACCUCUGUCACCUCUGCCGCACCCGGCCCCUUCAUUGUCAGUUUACACAUUCAAAACCACUGGGAAGCCGCAGACCAGGCGCCGUGGGAUGGGGAAGUGGAGACCGAGAGGCUGCUGCCGGGGAAGUAUGCAGUACAGACAAGAGGUCUGCUGCCAGCCCUAAGCCCCCCACCAGCCAUGAGCUCCUCCGGAAAGGACCACCUCGGUGCCAGCAGCUCAGAGCCCCUCCCAGUCAUCAUUGUGGGUAACGGCCCCUCUGGUAUCUGCCUGUCCUACCUGCUCUCCGGCUACACCCCAUACGUGAAGCCAGAUGCCGUCCACCCACACCCCCUGCUGCAGAGGAAGCUCACCGAGGCCCCGGGGGUCUCCAUCCUGGACCAGGACCUGGACUACCUGUCCGAAGGCCUCGAAGGCCGAUCCCAAAGCCCCGUGGCCCUGCUCUUUGAUGCCCUUCUGCGCCCGGACACAGACUUUGGGGGAAACAUGAAGUCAGUCCUCACCUGGAAGCACCGGAAGGAGCACGCCAUCCCCCACGUGGUUCUGGGCCGGAACCUCCCCGGGGGAGCCUGGCACUCCAUCGAAGGCUCCAUGGUGACCCUGAGCCAAGGCCAGUGGAUGGGGCUCCCGGACCUGGAGGUCAAGGACUGGAUGCAGAAGAAGCGAAGAGGCCUUCGCAACAGCCGGGCCACGGCCGGGGACAUCGCCCACUACUACAGGGACUACGUGGUCAAGAAGGGUCUGGGGCAUAACUUUGUGUCCGGUGCUGUAGUCACAGCCGUGGAGUGGGGGACCCCUGAUCCCAGCAGCUGUGGGGCCCAGGACUCCAGCCCCCUCUUCCAGGUGAGCGGCUUCCUGACCAGGAACCAGGCCCAGCAGCCGUUCUCACUGUGGGCCCGCAACGUGGUCCUCGCCACAGGCACAUUCGACAGCCCGGCCCGGCUGGGCAUCCCCGGGGAGGCCCUGCCCUUCAUCCACCAUGAGCUGUCUGCCCUGGAGGCGGCCACAAGGGUUGGUGCGGUGACCCCGGCCUCGGACCCUGUCCUCAUCAUUGGCGCGGGGCUGUCAGCGGCCGACGCGGUCCUCUACGCCCGCCACUACAACAUCCCGGUGAUCCAUGCCUUCCGCCGGGCUGUGGACGACCCUGGCCUGGUGUUCAACCAGCUGCCCAAGAUGCUGUACCCCGAGUACCACAAGGUGCACCAAAUGAUGCGGGAGCAGUCCAUCCUGUCGCCCAGCCCCUACGAGGGUUACCGCAGCCUCCCCAGGCACCAGCUACUGUGCUUCAAGGAAGACUGCCAGGCCGUGUUCCAGGACCUCGAGGGUGUCGAGAAGGUGUUUGGGGUCUCCCUGGUGCUGGUCCUCAUCGGCUCCCACCCCAACCUCUCCUUCCUGCCUGGGGCAGGGGCUGACUUUGCAGUGGAUCCUGACCAGCCGCUGAGCGCCAAGAGGAACCCCAUUGACGUGGACCCCUUCACCUACCAGAGCACCCACCAGGAGGGCCUGUACGCCGUGGGGCCGCUGGCCGGGGACAACUUCGUGAGGUUUGUGCAGGGGGGUGCCCUGGCUGUGGCCAGCUCCCUGCUAAGGAAGGAGACCAGGAAGCCACCCUAACACUUGGCCAGACCUGCUGGCUCCCAGGCCCUGAGAGGACAAAGAUGACCACAUCCCUGCUGGAUGCAGGGCCCGUCCAAAGAUGCCCCAGGGAGGGGCGUCAGCCCACGUUGCUGGCCUUUGGGGUCAAGAGGAGUAGGGAUCCCAGGCUGCCCCGGACUUAGACCAGUGUCUGAGGUGGUAACAGUGGCCGCAGGCCAGGGUCGGCCUAGACCUGGGAUGUGUGGGGAAAGCUGCUGGUGUGACCAGCUGAGCACCCAGCCAGGAGACCUGCAGGCCUGCGCCUUCGAGAAGCAGGUCCCAAAUAAAGCCAGUGCCCACCUGCA